Aspergillus nomiae NRRL 13137 is the source of this 540-nucleotide messenger RNA. RefSeq lists its product as uncharacterized. Bases 1 to 540 code for a protein of 179 amino acids. Lineage: Eukaryota; Fungi; Ascomycota; Eurotiomycetes; Eurotiales; Aspergillaceae. The transcript has a single exon. The record is from RefSeq and is a predicted model, not a curated record.
AUGGGCUUUCCAGUUCAGAAUGAUUCUAAGGGCGAGCGCACAGAGGAAGAGUCAACUGAGCUUGGUAUGACCGUCACAUCAGGGAGUGAAACUUCCCAGUCGGUCUCAGCCAGCGCUGGCUUCAGUGGCUGGGGCUUCUCUGCAGAAUUUAGUGGCUCAACGGAAACGAGAACAUUCAACACGCUAGAAACUUCGACCAUAAAAAGAGUCACAGACACCUACACUUGCCCCCCUGAAUCAGCUAUCUUUGUCUAUAAGCGGCGGUAUAAACUUUGGUGCACAGCGUGGAUUUUCUAUGAGGAGAAAAAUGCCUGGCUCGAGUCUGACAGAGGCAAGUUCGAAGGAGAAUUUGUGAACGAAAUCACUGCCAACCAGGAGCUGAUCAGCCCAAUUGACUUAACUGCCUAUCGAAAGAUCACCAAUAACCCUCCUUCGGGCCUUGUUAUUCCCACGACCGGCUUCAACGUCGACGGGAGGGGUAUAUUCUGGACGCUGUAUGUCGCAAUAUUGGCGCAACAAUACCCUUGUGUCCAACCGUAA